Messenger RNA from Colletotrichum higginsianum IMI 349063, 1650 nucleotides. Its product is annotated as Sugar porter family MFS transporter. The transcript is spliced from 4 exons. Gene Ontology annotation, cellular component: membrane. Gene Ontology annotation, molecular function: carbohydrate:proton symporter activity. The record is from RefSeq and is a predicted model, not a curated record. The coding region runs from base 1 to 1650 and encodes 549 amino acids. NCBI's taxonomy places the organism in Eukaryota, Fungi, Ascomycota, Sordariomycetes, Glomerellales, Glomerellaceae. Gene Ontology annotation, biological process: transmembrane transport; carbohydrate transport.
AUGGCUCACCAAGACAAGGCCGUGGGCGCCGAGGUGCUUCCAGCCGUCAGCCACCACAAUGACCAGGGCGAGGCCAUCACGGCCAUGCAGAACGAGCGCCAGAUGAGCGUCAGGGACUCGUUCCGCUUCUGGCCCAAGGCGAUUCUCUUCUCCUUCAUCAUUUCCCUCGCCAUCAUCAUGGAGGGUUAUGACACAAACUUGAUGAGCAACUUCUAUGUCUUCCCGGCCUUCAUGAAGAGAUACGGCGACCAGGUCGGUCCCGAUGGGGAACCUCUGAUCUCGGCCCGCUGGCAGACCAUCAUCAACAACGGCACCCAGGUCGGUUCCAUCAUCGGCCUCAUCAUCAACGGCUUCAUCACCGAGUGGAUCGGCUACAAGAAGACCAUGAUCGUCUCCAUGAUUGCCAUGAUCGGCGCCGUCUUCAUCCCCUUCUUCUCCAACGGCCUGCCCAUGUUCUUGGCCGGAGCCCUGAUCCAGGGUGUGCCGUGGGGCAUCUUCCAGACCCUCGCCGUCACCUACGCCGCCGACAUCUGCCCCAUGUCCUUGAGAGGUUACAUGACAUCCUGGGUCAACAUGUGCUGGGUCAUCGGACAGCUGAUUAGCAGUGGCAUGCUCCGCGGACUGCUGCAAAUCGACAACGAGUGGGGAUACCGCAUCCCCUUCGCCAUCCAGUGGGUCUGGCCCGUUCCCAUCAUCAUCGGCACGCUCUUCGCCCCCGAGAGCCCCUGGUGGCUCGUCCGCCAGAACCGCCUCGAAGAGGCCAAGGAGUCGGUCCGCCGGCUGACGUCCCCCCAGAGCGGCGUCGAGUUCGACCUCGACGCCCACAUUGAGAUGAUGCGCCUCACGAACCAGUUCGAGAUCGAGGUCAGCUCGGGCGCCCACUACUGGGACUGCUUCCGCGGCGUCGACCUCCGCCGCACCGAGAUUGCAUGCAUGGUCUGGCUGACCCAGUCCUUCUGCGGCGUGCCCUUCAUGGGCUACGGCACCCAGUUCAUGAUCAACGCCGGCCUCAGCAACGAGAACGGCUUCACCAUGAGCCUGAUCCAGAACUGCAUCGGCCUCAUCGGCUGCAUCAUCGCCUGGUACAUCAUGACCCACAUCGGCCGCCGCACGCUGUACCUCGCCGGCCUGUCCGCCAUGUUCGUCAUCCUCAUCGUCAUCGGCGGCAUCGGCAUCCCCCAGGACGAGGCCGGCCUGCCCGCGAGGUCCUGGGCCGUCGGCUCCCUCAUCAUCGUCAUGCUCUUCGCCUUCCAGCUCAGCGUCGGCCCUUCCUGCUACACCCUCGUCGCCGAGGUGCCCUCCACCCGCCUCCGCGUCAAGACCGUCGCCCUCUCGCGCGCCUUCUACAACUCGGGCGGCUUCAUCGUCAAUGCCAUCCAGCCCAAGAUCGUCGGCGUCAACGACUGGAACUGGGGCGCCCGCGGCGGCUUCUUCUGGGCCGGCAUCACCCUGCUGUUCCUGACCUGGACCUUCUUCCGCCUCCCGGAGCCCUUUGGCCUCACUUACUCGGAGCUCGACCUGCUGUUCGAGCACCGCGUCGGCGCCCGUCACUUCUCUCAGGAGGCCGCCGAUUCUCUGCGCCCGCAGUUGGAGGAGGUCGCCAACCGCAAUGAGAAGGUGACCGCUGUCGUGAGCCACCAGGAGAGUUAG